UUCCAUUGUCAACAAAUCGUCGCAAAACACGAAUCGUUCUCUUUUUAUUAGCAAUUUUAGACGAAUUUACACGAAAAAGCAAGUAAAAAAUCAUGGUAACUAUCGGGCGAAUCGACAACGUAAACGAAGGGCAUGUCUUCACAGCGGAAAACAUGAUGCUCGAGAUAAACAAGAACAAAAUUCCUCGACCAGGCAAGCUGAUAUUACUCGAAAGUUCCUUAAACUUUUGCCUGAACGACACACAAGAAGGUCUCUCAAUUCCAUGGCCCCGUAUCGGUUUGCAUGCAAUUCAGAACAAUAAUGGGCUUCGCAGCAUUUAUUUCAUGAUCAAUUUGGAAGUUGCAUGGCCCGGCGUUUACGAGAACAAUGUGCACAACAAUGGAAACGCCGUCGAUGAUCCCGAUGAGAAUGACGAAGGACACGAAUCUGAUACGGAAGAACCUAUGACGGAGUUUUACGUUGUUCCAAUUAAUACGGCGGAACAAGAUAUCGUCGAGGCAAUCUUCAAUUGGAUGAAACACUGCCAGAGCUUGCAUCCAGAUCCCGAUGAUAGCAUUUCAGAGGAAGAUUUUAUGGAAGCUGAAGACGAUGAUGGCGAAGCGAGUGCUGAAGGAGUUAGAAAUUUGCAUAUUGAUGAUGAAGAAAAGUUUGCUGAUGCGGAAGAAGAUGAAUAGAAACGAUGACAAGAAGACUGUCGACAACUCAACCGAACAUUUCCUUCUAACACAUUUAUUAUUAUUAUUAUUAUUACUAUUUUUAUUUAUAAUUUGGCAACUUUAAUAAAGUCAGAAUUGAGUAUGAAUAUCGUUAAUGUAA
Molecule: messenger RNA, 816 nt
Organism: Culicoides brevitarsis
Lineage: Eukaryota; Metazoa; Arthropoda; Insecta; Diptera; Ceratopogonidae
Product: methylosome subunit pICln-like
Exons: 3
Coding region: 93-674 (193 amino acids)
Biological process (GO): spliceosomal snRNP assembly; mRNA cis splicing, via spliceosome
Cellular component (GO): spliceosomal complex; pICln-Sm protein complex; cytosol
Source: RefSeq, a predicted model, not a curated record